CUAUAUCCUACAACCUGAUAAUAAAUUCGGUGCAUCCACCGUUUUCCCGAGCAGCGGUGUUUAGUGAAAGCAGUGAAUGAUCCGGGGUUAUCACUGCCUCGGUUGUAUACAGAAUCCCCAAAUCUCGCAGAUGUAGCGUGCCUGCGGCAUAUUAAAUCACUCAGCAGUUGCGAGAGGAGGGCACAUGCCAGUCGGCAUCGUGCGCAUGGCACGGGGCGCGAUUAUCGGAUUGGAGCUGAUUAUCUGUCAGACCGCUUGCCACUGCGUUCAGCAGGCUUAUUACCGCAGCUCGCUCUACAAAUUGCAGACUGCCGGCUCAGGACGGAUCGCCGCUGCGGCCAAACUACAUCCACGUCCGUCAGUCGCAAACUAACGCGACGCGUUUUUUUUGUUUUUUUUUUUACGUUUCCAAAACUGCUUCAUUGAGCAUCAUCUCUCGGCAAGGAAACAAAGGUGUGACGCUGAUGAGAGAGGAUGAGUCAGGGGGAAGCCGAUGCAGAAGAGUGCGAAGCUGGAAGGAUUGCGUUCAGUUGAAGCUGAGGCACCUUGCGUACGCGGGGUUGCUUGGUUCUUACGUCUGCACCUCAGCAAGAAAAGGACCUGCGCGACACCCGCAAUGAAAGAUGUCUUACAUCGCAGGUCGUCUGAACGUCGCUCAAACCGGUCCAUGUGCCACCGGUAAAUCUAGCCGGGGAUAUGACGGUAAUGCAGGGGUCUCUGCCCUGCUGCUCUCGCUGUGCCCCUCGCCAUUCUCUAUGAUGUGGAAAACCGCCGCGCCGAUCUCCUUCUUCUCUUCACUUUGGCUUAUCUGUUCGGAGACAUGCUGACCUGGCUUCCUCUGCGCUUAUUUCCUGCUCUUUGUGAAAUGACAGCCAAGGGGAGACGAAAAAAGGGGCGCAGACCGGGAGCCGGACGUGUGGAUUUUAAAAGAAGGUUGAGCCGAUAAUAAAGCAAAAAGGGAGUGAAGCUUAAAGAGUCGAAAGGGUGCCACAUAAAAAGGGAAGAAGGCAAAAGGAGAAAACGCACAAAGAGAAGCCGCUACCGCUGCCUCAGGAGAGAUCCGCUAUACGAGCUGCUUGGAAGCCAGCCAGAGAGGCAUCCCCGACUCCAUCCCCGUCUCUCCAGGAUUAUCCGUGGUUUGAUCGCUUCAUUCUCAUUGUAUUCGUGUUUAUUUGGUCUGUGACUCGCUCGCUGUGUUCACCCCCCAUAUCGCACACACCCAAACCAUGGGAUGCAUACAAAGCAUCACUUGCAAAUCGAGAAUCAAAAGGGAGAAUAUUGUGGUGUACGACGUAUCAGCAACCAUCGACCCCUGUCCAACGCUCAUCGAGGAGAACUCUCCGAUCGUGCUGCGCUACAAGACCCCGUAUUUCAAGGCGUCCGCCAGGGUAGUGAUGCCCGCUGUCCCACGCAAUGAGACCUGGGUGGUCGGCUGGAUACAAGCCUGCAAUCAAAUGGAGUUUUACAACACCUACAGCGACUUGGGCAUGUCCAGCUGGGAGCUUCCAGAAUUGCGGGAAGGCAGAGUGAAAGCCAUUAGUGACUCGGAUGGUGUCAGCUAUCCUUGGUAUGGUAACACAACCGAGACGGUGACUCUGGUGGGCCCCACCAACAAGAUUUCUCGCUUUUCAGUCAGCAUGAAUGACAACUUCUAUCCCAGCGUGACCUGGGCAGUGCCCGUCAGCGACAGCAACGUGCCAGUGCUGACACGUAUCAAAAGGGACCAGAGUUUCACUACUUGGCUUGUGGCACUCAAUGCCACCACCAAGGAAAAGAUUGUGCUUCAAACCAUCAAAUGGAGGAUGCGGGUGGACAUUGAAGUAGACCCUUCACAGCCUCUGGGGCACAGAGCACGUCUAGUUGGUAGAGCACAGCAAGAGCAACCCCGGAUCCUGACCAGGAUGGAGCCAAUCCCUUCCAAUGCCCUUGUCAAGCCCAAUGCCAAUGACGCACAAGUGUUGAUGUGGAGGCCGAAAAGAGGCAUCCCUCUCGUGGUCAUCCCUGCCAAAUAGCAGAGCCACAGUCCCACAUGUUCACUUUCAAGUAUGGUGGAUAUCAAAGAACCACAGGAAGAUGCUGUCUCUCUGUGCCUGCCUAGCUGUUCCCUCCUGUUGGUGUCCAAGAAAUCUUGGUUAGCCAAGCAAGGACAAGGUGGAUGGGUUUAGAUGUUGAUUCACGUCAGUCAGUGGACUUGAAAUAAGCAGCACUGGACUGGAACGAGCAGAUGGAGGAGAAGUAAGCAUGGAAAACUCAUGUUGCUGGGCAACACACAACAAGGAAGGGCAAGGAAGGGACUGGUGUGAAAUGGGGGGGUGGGGGGCGCAAACCAGUUUGAAAUGUAAGCCGAGAUCAAUGACCGCUUAUGUGGGAAUACUUAAAAGAAGGACACAGAGACAGAUGCCUGAAACGGCUUUAGGAGAUGCACCAGCCAAGAGUUCAGCUCGCUUGCCAAUGGCCAACGCGGGCCGCUGGAUAUGACCCUACUCAGGCUUUAACUCUUUCAGCGCCUACGCUUUUCUUCUUUGUUUGUUUGUUUGUUUUUCUUUUCUAAAUUUUGUUUCGGUUUGGUCCAAGUGCCAAAGGAUUUGUGCUCAGUGGUCCCAUUCAUUAUGUGCUUAAAGAGGACACCAUUUGUUACUUUAAAAAAAAAAAAAGAGUGCUUCCACAUGAGUGGACUAACAAGGACGCCCAGCUGCUCCUAGCCCUCAUGACUUUAUUUUUUAAUUUUUAUUCAUGUAUUUAUUUUUUGGAGACCUAAAACUCUGUAUUUUUAAGUGGGCUAAGGUCACGUAAACACUAUGCAGUCUUUCAGAAAACUUUAUAGGCAAGGAAAAAACAAAAACCCGCCUCGAGUCGUUAUUAUAUGUUUACAGCAAGAAAAGAGCAGAGUGCUCGGGGGGGUUUUGGGGAAUCCACAAAAGACCCCCCAUGACACCCCACCCCACCCCGAGCCCUUCAGCAUCGCCGCCAUCCUGUACCAUUCAACUGUGCGCGCUCUGCCAUUGCCGCAUUCACUGGAUCUGUCCGUGGUGCUGAAAGCCAAGCAGCGCCGGCAUUUCUGCGCUGCGCUUAACCGCACGCCGCCAGCCCUUCCUUUUUUUCUACGAGUCGUCUCGUCGGUCGACAAAGCAGCAAUUUAAAAAGAAAAACUCAAAAA
Molecule: messenger RNA, 3157 nt
Organism: Erpetoichthys calabaricus (reedfish)
Lineage: Eukaryota; Metazoa; Chordata; Cladistia; Polypteriformes; Polypteridae
Gene: fam78bb
Product: family with sequence similarity 78 member Bb
Exons: 2
Coding region: 1227-2012 (261 amino acids)
Source: RefSeq, a predicted model, not a curated record